Molecule: messenger RNA, 2685 nt
Organism: Gymnodraco acuticeps
Lineage: Eukaryota; Metazoa; Chordata; Actinopteri; Perciformes; Bathydraconidae
Gene: atad5b
Product: ATPase family AAA domain containing 5b
Exons: 12
Coding region: 224-2395 (723 amino acids)
Cellular component (GO): nucleus
Molecular function (GO): DNA binding; ATP hydrolysis activity; ATP binding
Source: RefSeq, a predicted model, not a curated record
UCGCGCACGUUUUAAACGUCAUUUCAGGGUAGUUGGGAUGUUUCUGGAUUCAAAACAGAAGUUUGUUUUAUUUUUGGCUUUUUCAAUUCCCUGCUACAAUGAAUUAAGGUACUGUGGAGCCGAUGAAUGGGAGUCGGAGGAGUGCACUAUUUAGUUCGCUCGCUUGGUUAGUGUAGCAAAUUGUCGUUAGCAUAAUGCCAAGAGUCUUUGAAUUAGGAGUACGAUGCGAAACAAACUCAAGCGGAGCAACAAAUGUAAAGAUGCUCCAUGUCCGAGCAGAGAGCAGACGAGAACAGCCGAGGUGAUCAGGUUGGUGUUGUCAGACUCGAGUUGUUCCUAUGAUGAAACAUCACCAGAGAGAGAUUCAGCCUCGCUGGCUGCAGGAGACACACAUGUUGCUCCUGCAGGCAUCUCCACCACACAAGUUAAACCACUUCAGGAGCAGAGGAAGACUUUUUGCCCAAAAUACGUUAAAAUUGCACCAAUUUUCUUACGUACAACUAAGCAAAGCCAGAGUAAACGGAGCCGGGAUGUGAAACUGGAUCAGCCUGCAGACCAGGUGCAGGAAUUAGUGCUCCCUGAUGUGCAGCUGGGGAAAAGUCAGCAGCGUGCAUCACCUACAGAGAGAAAGAGAUCCUGGAGAGCACAGCUGUCAGCCUCAGCUCUGCACAUCUGCAUGGAGGAAAUCCAAACCUCCAACCCAGCGUUAUCAGUGCAAACAGUGUUCAAUACUUUGCAGAAGAAAGCGAGUGAGAGGCUGCAGAAUGUGGGAUCCACAGCAGAAAACUCCCGUCAAAUCCACUUAACUGAGAAGAGAAAACGGAUAAAUGAAAACUCUGAGAGGGUGUUCAAACGUCUGAGGUCUAGUGUCACAGCAGAGGAUACCGUUGGUAUGGGUCACUGUCCCGUGUCAACACAUUUUAUCCAGGAAUAUCCUGUCCCAUUGGUCCAACAACAGCGCAGAAGCAACAAGCUCAGUCGUACUCACAGGCUGAGGCAGCAACGUGGGAGCCCAGCAGGCCUGGUGAACCACUAUGAGCCCCUUCCUCUACUGAUAAAUCAAUCAGAGUCUUGCAUCCAGUCACUCAAAACCUCUGAUAUCCUUCAAAAAGAUUCCAGUUUUGAGGAUGUUCUCUGGACAGACAAAUACAGUCCUCAGCAUAUUAGUGAAGUCAUUGGCAACUCCGCCUCUGUGAAUAAACUACAAAGUUGGUUAAAGAAAUGGAAACUAAGAGCUGACUGUGACGAGAGGAGAAAAAUGGAGGAGAAGAAGCAAGAAGAUAACAGCAAUGACUCAUGGGACUGUGGAGACUUCCAGGGUGAGGGGGGGGGCGAGGGCGACCGAGAGGAGCCGCUCUGCAACACCAUGCUGAUCACCGGACCUCCAGGGGUGGGAAAGACCGCCUCGGUGUACGCCUGCGCCCAGGAACUUGGCUUCAAGGUGUUUGAGGUGAACUGCUCCUCCCAGCGCAGUGGCCGCCAUGUUCUGUCCCAGCUGAAGGAAGCUACCCAGUCCCAUCUAGUGGAGAUGCCAGGGAAGGACCCACUGAAACCAACCUACUUCAACAACUACAGCAUCAACAGCUGCACUCCUAGACCUGACACUUUACCUGGAAAAACAGUGCGUCCCAAAAACAUCACCUGUACCUCUAAAAGGAAAGCAGCUCAGAACUUAGGUCACCCAAGUCGCAAAGGAAAAGCAAAUCAACCAACAGUCACUUUGACCAACUACUUUCAAAUGAAGGCCAAAGCAGAUCGCUUACACUUUGGGGAUUUAUUGCCAUCUGAUGAACCAGAUGGCAGGAAAUCCGUAAACCCAUCACCAGGCUCUGAUCAAACGGUGCCGCAGAACAAAAAGACUGCCACGUCGCUCAUUCUGUUUGAAGAGGUUGAUGUCAUUUUUCAUGAUGAUGUGGGUUUCUUUUCGGCCAUCAAAACGUUCAUGACGACCACUAAAAGACCGGUCGUUCUGACCACCAAUGAUCCCUUAUUCAGGGAGAGAUUUAACAGCAGCUUGGAGGAAAUCAUUUUCAAAACCCCAUCAGUGGUGAAUGUCUGCAGCUACCUGCAGCUGGUGGCUUUGGCUGAGAGCGUGCAGCUGGAGCUGGACGCUGUCAAGAGGCUGGUCAGUCUGUGCAGAGGAGACGUCAGGCGCUGUCUGCUGCAGCUGCAGCUCUGGCUGCAGAGUGGAGGAGGACAGACAUCUUGUGAGGAGCUUACUCAUGUACAGUAUUUGAGUGGUCGUAAAAGAGGACAAGAUGUAGACUUCCAGCUUCCUAAAUCUGACCCAUGCUGUGCUGCUAGCAUGCUAGGUCUCCACACUGUGACCCAAAACCAACUGGUAAACCUUUACAGUCUAAUGUUUGGUAUGAAAAUGACACGGAGCAGCUCCUGAGGCUCCUGGCAGAGAGCUGGAGAGGGGGUGUUCCUCUUCUGUAUUCAAACCUGGAGCUUCUUCUACCCGCCGGGGCCCCGGGGUCUCGUGCUGCGCUGCAGAACGAGCCGGACCCUCCUCACAUCGAUCUUCACGUCAAGCAGCUUGAUGGAUAUGUCAGUGUUAAGGCAUCAGCCACCAACAGCAAAUCUGUUAAGAACAUCUCCAGGCUUAGCAGAAACAAAUGUAUCACAGCAAUGAUUGACGACACAUCAUCUUCCAGUUUGACACAAAGAACUCCAUUAUCAUCA